Molecule: messenger RNA, 417 nt
Organism: Recurvomyces mirabilis
Lineage: Eukaryota; Fungi; Ascomycota; Dothideomycetes; Mycosphaerellales; Teratosphaeriaceae
Exons: 1
Coding region: 1-417 (138 amino acids)
Source: RefSeq, a predicted model, not a curated record
AUGAGCUCCGCCAGCGCCAUAGGCAACACCGGCGGGUACAGCUAUGCUCAGGGCAACAAAUCUAGCGUCAUGAACCCCGAGAGGAUGCCCAGCGCCGAAGCAGACUAUGCACGCACCCGGACUGCCGAGAUCAUGGAUGCGCUGAGAAAUGGGAAACCUGGCGAGGCCGACAAAAUGCUAGGGAAGGCGCCACCGAAGUAUGGUCGUAAACCGCCGAAGUACGAGGAGGGUGGUGUGGAGGCUACUAGUAGUGCCGAUGCGUCGGAGAAGGUGGUAGAGGAUGAGGGUGGGGAUGAGGGUGGGGAUGUACUUGUUAGCAAUUCUGAGGGAAAGCCUGAGGGCAAGUCCGGAGUGUCUAAGUGGUUUAAGGGCAAGUUUAAUGUUAAGGGGAAGUCGGAUGAUAGUGUUAUUCGAUGA